Colletotrichum abscissum is the source of this 588-nucleotide messenger RNA. RefSeq lists its product as uncharacterized. The record is from RefSeq and is a predicted model, not a curated record. Lineage: Eukaryota; Fungi; Ascomycota; Sordariomycetes; Glomerellales; Glomerellaceae. Bases 1 to 588 code for a protein of 195 amino acids. The transcript has 2 exons.
AUGUGUGCUGGGGCAGGUGCGGGUGCGUGUGUGUGCUCCUGCUCUGCUCUCUGCUCUGUUCUCCUGCUAAGGUUCCUACCUAGGUGCUUAGGUAGACAGGAGGAAGGGAAGGUACGGAAGGUAAGGUACGAAGCUGAGGUACUGAUUAAGCAUACCGGGGUACCUGCUCUUGCAGCUGCUGCACAGCGGAAAUCGCAGUACACCCACUCACUCCACACGUUGUAUCUUUCCUUACAUCGGCCUUCCCUGCCGUCCCUGCCUUCUCGUGUCCACUCCCUCCCAGCUCCCCUUCGCUCUUUCCCGCGCCUUGCCUUUUUUUUUUUUUUUUUCCGUCUUCCCUCUGGGCUCCUUCCACACUCACCUCCAUUCUCCCACUGCCAGACGAGCAGGGCAGGGAAGGUGCUGUAUCCGUUCAUCCACCUUCGUCCAGAAACGGUACGUAACUUUAGGGCAGACAGUAAAGUGCCUCUUUCAUCGCACUGGGGGGGGGGGGGGGGGGGGCAUGCCACACACUCUCUCUUCAUCUCUCAGUCUCUUUCACACAUUGGGACGGAAUUAGAGGUGACGGGAGAGGUGAGAAGUGAGUGA